Messenger RNA from Mizuhopecten yessoensis (Yesso scallop), 4470 nucleotides. RefSeq names its product protein numb-like. The transcript has 10 exons. NCBI's taxonomy places the organism in Eukaryota, Metazoa, Mollusca, Bivalvia, Pectinida, Pectinidae. The record is from RefSeq and is a predicted model, not a curated record. The coding region runs from base 349 to 2007 and encodes 552 amino acids.
GUUUCCUGUGCGCAUGCGUAAUCGGCAUUUGUAACAGAGUACCUGUUGUAGGAUAUUCACAGGAUCUUCCGCUUGCAGUGUUUUGAUUCAAUAUUUCGUUUCUUUUAAAUAUUCUCCUGGUUGGACAUCGUUCGAGGUUAACUGGAACGUUUUGCAACGAACAGUUUUCUGCCUGGCAUACUGUAACAUCGGUAUGGGCGUCAUUUGGAUAAAUUUUCCGAUGGUUCUGCAUUGCUGAAACGCCAUGAUUCUGGACUCGGCUCUUUGAGAGUGCUGUUGAUUAAGUGUGUGUGUCAGGAGAGAUUCGGCGACAGUACACAUCGAUACGUGAAACGUUUACAGAUCACCAUGGAGACUAUAAAGAGGAGACUCAGUUUUCGGAAAAAGAAACCACACGUUCCAGAAUGUUCAAAACCUCACCAAUGGCAGGAAGAUGAGAAGAAGGUGCGCGACGGCACAUGCAGUUUCCAAGUCAGGUACCUGGGUUGCCUGGAGGUGUUCGAGUCACGAGGGAUGCAAGUAUGCGAAGAGGCUGUGAAAACGUUAAAAGCUCAAUGCCGAGGGAAGUACCAGCGAGCUAUCCUCUAUGUUUCUGGUGACGCCCUCAGAGUGGUGGAUGAGAUUAGUAAGAGCAUGAUUGUGGAUCAGACGAUAGAAAAAGUUUCGUUCUGUGCACCUGAUCGUAAUCAUGAAAAAGGUUUCGCAUACAUUUGUCGUGACGGCACCACCAGACGAUGGAUGUGCCACGGUUUUCUGGCCGUGAAAGAAUCCGUAAGUAGGUUCUUCAAAGCCCGACAUAGGAAUAGACGAUCAGGGGAGCGACUGAGCCAUGCAGUGGGCUGUGCCUUUGCGAUCUGUCUGGAGAGGAAGCAGAAACGAGACAAAGAGGUGACGACAAGUGUGACAGUGACCUACAGUCAGGACCGCACCAGCUUCACGAGAAUGGGCUCCUUCCGUCAGACCUCGCUUACAGAGAGGAUCACAGACCCGCAGAGUGCCAUUAUAGCAGAGCCAGUCCCUGUGAAAAAAGUAGACAACCCAUUUGCUGUUCAGAGACCUCGGGCUACACCAAACAUGAUACAGAGGCAGGGCUCAUUCAGGGGCUUUGAAAAUUUACAGGCAGAGUCAUCUCCCUUUAAACGCUCCGUUUCCUUACGACUUAACGACUUGCCAUCAACUCUACAGCGACAGAAUGCUGUCUAUGACACAUCGCCACCCAAAUCAUCUAACACAGGUAUAAAUGGGCCAAUACAAGAGAUGUCGCCAACUAAAGAGGAAGAGGACUCCAUCUCACAGAUGUGUCAGCAGCUCACCCGUGGGUUGUCUGCCCUUACUACUGAGGAUCCAUUUGCGGCGGCGCCAUCGUCAUCAUUCCAAAACCAACAAGCACCUCAGCCCCCUCAGGCCAGCAAUGCUCGCCAUCAGGCCAAUACUAUUCCAUCAGCAGCAGCAGCAGGCCAGCAAUCAUUCACGAUGGCAGGCCAUGCUCCUGCUAUGUUUGCCCAGCAAACAGGUGUGCCUGUACAACAGACCAACCCCUGGGCAUCACAGCCCAACCCAGCUGCCAGCAGAGUGCCAAACCAGACAGCAGACUUGUGGCCCCCAACAUCUACGAACCCCUUUGCGGGAGCACCUGUUGUCAAUGGCGUGCCUUCCGCCUCGAGUAGGUUCCCUCAGCCCCCACCUCGCACCUUAAACCAGACCCAUCCCCAUUUUCAACACACUCGAAGUCAUUCCAUAGACACUGGUGAGCUGUCUGCUGGUCACAACUGGGCCAUGCAACACCACCAACAAAAACCAACACUUUUAGAAAUGUCGGGCAAUCAGAGAAGCUUUCAACAAAACGGUAGCCCGUGGUCAAAUUCUGGUGCCAUGGCAGCCACAUCCUCGUCGACGCAAGGAGGCAAGGACGUUGUUGACCCAUUCGAUGUAGCAUGGGCAGCUAAAGCCUCGGGUAAACAGCACAACCCAUUUGCAUCUUCAAAUCCAAAGGCAUUUGAGGUCUAAGUUAUAGGACAUUUGAUAGUGUGUGUUAAGACAGAGGUCAAAUUAUCUUUCUAGGAAAAGUAUACCAAAAUGUGAUAUAGAUAUUGUGUAUCACUAUGUGGAAAAUAUUCAAAGUGAUGAAUACUGUGUAUCGCUAUAUCAGGUGAUUGUGUAUAUAUAUCACUGAACGAAGAGUACGAGGCAGGCCGUCAGAGGUACGGGCCCAUAGACACAUCUGUGGCUCGGCCUGGAUAGGUCUCAACCUGGACAGGACGUCAACUGUUUGACGAGGAGCAAAGUGUGAUGGUGUCUUUUCGUGUCAUUUGGAAAGUGCUGUAGUAAGCCAAGGCGAAGGCGGACAGAUAUUCGUUAAGAAAACAGACUUUAUAUUCAUCGUGAAUUCAGAGUAUUUACUGUAUAGACAGACAACAAAGCACCUAUUCAUCCAUCAUCAUUAUUGUUACCUGGGAGGUUGUAAUCAGAGAUGCCAAGGUAGACGGGGCCCGAUGUGAUAAAACAUAAUUCAGAUCUCCAAACAAUAUGUUUCAGAAAAUUUGAAUUCGAAAGAAAAUUGAGGGUUUAUUUAUCUUUAGAUCAAAUGAAGGAAAAAUGGAUUGUUAGAUGUCGGGUGAAGUCAAUUGUUUAAAAUUAUUUAUAAAAAUAUGAAGAAUCAGUUGUUUGUAAACUGAAGGUCCUUUGCCCUAGUGCAUCAUUUUCUGACAUGCUUCAGGUUUGUUUGUUGGCUGCGAGGUCUGGAUUCGCUGCUGGGCUUCUUCUGUGAUGCUAUUUUAAGAAAGAGAAUAAGUUUCAUUUGUCAUUAUCGCUUUCAUCAUCGAAACUAUAGUCAGCAACACCGUUAUUGUUUACACAACAUAGCAUAUGUACGGGCGUAAUGAUAAUAAUAACAAUGUUGGGGUCGUGUAUUAUGAAAUGCAAAAAUAUCCCGAUAUCAACACUGAAGGUUGACGAGGUAUCAUAUCAUUUUAACUUUUUAUCAAGGUUUGUGUUGAGCAUAGGUUUGUUGUAGGACUCAUUUACAUCCAUAUUUUAAACUGUUUACAUUAUAUAUAUGUUAUAUAUAUAUCAGCUAUAUAUCAUUAAAGUAGAUUUUAAACCUAUCAAAAGACUGUGAUUUGCAGCAGGCUGCCAGGGUAGUCUCCCUUGAAUGAACUGAUAAAUGUUCGAAACAUUGUCACAUAUGCUUAAUGUAAGACUCUGCCUUGUUGACAUUCAAGCACCCCUGAAAUUUCAUAAUGAACUAUUCCAACUUUUGAAUUGGAAGAGUUCAAAUGUGUCCUCAGGGGUGAAUGAGUUAACAUUCAAGAAAGGUCACUAUUUGUAUCUAGACAUGCAUGGAUGCUAUUCAUUUUACUGCCAUAAAUUGUCUAGAAAAGGGAGUUAAUAAGUUUUAUAACUUGUAUGAUAGUUGUUGUAAAAUGAAGUUAAAUUUUGAUAAAAUUCUAAUUUUAAAGCAACACAUCUGAAUAUAGUCUGCAGGAGUUAAAAGAAUUUUAUGGAAAAAAAAUCAGUUUCAAUUUUUACAUAGAUAUCAUUGAACUUUACUUUGAAGAAAAUUUUGAAAUAAAAUCUGGUUAUACAUCUUGAACAACAUCCUUUCAUCAGUUUCUUGUGACUUUGGCGGCAAGUUAGCAGGAGUCUUACAUGGAGCUUGUGUUGUACUUUUCCACGUUAGUUUUAAGUGGCUGGCAUAUGGUGUUAUGUUAUACACUGUAUUCUUUUUUCUUCAAUGAGAUUUAUAUAAUUAUCUUGAGUAGGGAUUUUAUUGUUAUCUUCUAUAAUUAGUUAUCAAAUUGUAAACAUGGCUUCCAUUUUUACUUUUUAUUGAAAAAUGAAAGUUUUUACAAUUUAUCUUAUUUUUUUCUUUUUCUUUUUGAAUUGAAUUUUAGUUUCAUUUUUUUCAUUCAUUGAAAGUUCUCUGUUUUUAAGCAUAACUCGUAGAGAUUUAUCAAAAAAAGACUGUCCAUACAAUGGUUUUCAAGGUUGUGCAAAGUUGUCUCCCCUUUAGAAGUUUUUUUUAAUUGGAGGGCAAAAUUUAAUAAAUUACGUGUAUUUAGGUAUUCUGGUUAGUAAAAGUGUGAUGGUUUGCAAUCGCUGCAUUUAACUGGACCUAGAUUGGUGAAUAUUGUAAUAGGGAGUUAUAUUCACAAAGAUAAUUGCAAUAAAGAUAUAAUAAGAUCACCUUUAAUUGUAUAUAUGCCAGUUCAGUAUCUUGUAUUAUCACCUACCAUCCAUACAAUUACUAACAUAGAAAACAAUGUGUUUAUAAGGUCAGUGUUUGUGUAUCCAAUUUUACUGAUACACAUAUCUUUUUAUGAUAAAUACGGUUGUUUAUUAUUUGUUAUUAAAAAAAUAGCUCUACGAUUCAACUGAUGAAAUUAAACUCAUGCACCCCUGAAGACACAUUUGAACUCUUCCAGCUCAAAGGUUGGAACAGUUCAUUAUGAAGCUUCAGGGGUGAAGGAG